Messenger RNA from Lodderomyces jiufengensis, 876 nucleotides. RefSeq names its product CDP-diacylglycerol-serine O-phosphatidyltransferase (gene CHO1). Gene Ontology annotation, cellular component: membrane. The record is from RefSeq and is a predicted model, not a curated record. The transcript has a single exon. The coding region runs from base 1 to 876 and encodes 291 amino acids. NCBI's taxonomy places the organism in Eukaryota, Fungi, Ascomycota, Pichiomycetes, Serinales, Debaryomycetaceae. Gene Ontology annotation, molecular function: phosphotransferase activity, for other substituted phosphate groups. Gene Ontology annotation, biological process: phospholipid biosynthetic process.
AUGUCAUCUACAGGGUUUGCUAAAUCAGCAAAACAUUCAAUUGAUCCAUCUUCAUCUUCAGUACCAACAUCAUCAUCAAAUUCUUCAUCAGCAAUAAUAUCAGAUUCAGAUGUUGAUUUAAAUGAUUCACAAGAAUUAAGUAUUGGACAAAGAAAUCCAACAACAAAAUUAAGAAGAUCAUCAUCAUUAUUUUCUUUAAGUUCAAAAGAAGAUAUUCCAAAACCUGAACAAGUUGAAUAUUUAAAAUUUAUAAAUGAUAAUAGACAUUUUAGUUUAAUUAGAAAUUUACAUAUGGCUGAUUUUAUUACUUUAAUGAAUGGUUUUAGUGGAUUUUAUGCUAUUAUAUCAUGUUUAAGAUAUACUUUAACAAAAGAUACAAAAUAUAUUCAAAGAGCUCAUUUUUUUAUUGUUUUAGGGUUAUUUUUUGAUUUUUUUGAUGGUAGAGUUGCAAGAUUAAGAAAUAAAUCAAGUUUAAUGGGUCAAGAAUUAGAUUCAUUAGCUGAUUUAGUAAGCUUUGGUGUAUCUCCUGCUACAAUUGCUUUUGCAAUUGGGUUUCAAACUACUGUUGAUGUAUUAUUAUUAACUUUUUGGGUAUUAUGUGGAUUAACAAGAUUAGCAAGAUUUAAUAUUUCUGUAAAUAAUAUACCAAAAGAUAAAACUGGUAAAUCUCAAUAUUUUGAAGGAUUACCUAUUCCAAGUAAUUUAACAUGGGUUGGAUUUAUGGCUUUUUUAGUUUAUAAAGAUUGGAUUCAUUCAAAUUUACCUUUAGGGGUAUUAUUUAAAGGUACUCCAUUUGAAUUUCAUUUAAUUACUAUUGGAUUUGUAUUACAAGGUUGUGCUAAUAUUUCUAAAUCUUUAAAAAUUCCAAAACCAUAA